ACAGACAGUCAGACAGACAGUACAGGCAGACAGACAGGCAGCAGUGCGUGGUUCCACCGAGCUGUCUCUCUACUUCCAGAUGAAGAUGGCGGUCUCGGUGUUCCCCGGCGUGCGGCUCCUGUCCAUCGGAGACGCUAACGGAGACAUCCAGCGGCACUCGGAGCAGCAGCCGCUGCGGCUGGAGGUGAAGAGCACGCAGGACGCGGCGCUCAUCAACCUCUCCAACGGAGAGGAGGCCAGUGUGUUCAAGUGUUCUGUUUCCAGAGAGACUGAGUGCAGCCGCGUAGGGAAGCAGUCAUUCAUCAUCACGCUGGGCUGCAACAGCGUCCUGCUGCAGUUCUCCUCACCUGCAGACUUUCAGUCGUUUUAUAACCUCCUGAAGAACAGUCGUGGACAUGUGAAUGAGCGCUCAGUGUUCAGCGACAGAACAGAGGACUCCUCUGCUGUACAGUACUUCCAGUUUUAUGGCUACCUCUCUCAGCAACAGAACAUGAUGCAGGACUACGUCCGGACAGGAACUUACCAGAGAGCGAUUCUGCAGAACCACACGGACUUCAAGGAUAAGGUGGUUCUGGAUGUGGGCUGUGGUUCGGGGAUCCUCUCUUUCUUUGCAGCCCAGGCAGGAGCCAGGAAGGUGUACGCUGUGGAGGCCAGCACCAUGGCUCAGCACGCUGAGGUGCUGGUGAACAGUAACCGUCUGGGGGAGCGGGUGGUGGUGAUCCCGGGGAAGGUGGAGGAGGUGACGCUGCCGGAGCAGGUGGACAUCAUCAUCUCAGAGCCCAUGGGCUACAUGCUGUUCAAUGAGCGCAUGCUGGAGAGCUACCUGCACGCCAAGAAGUUCCUCAAACCAAACGGUAAAAUGUUCCCAACGAUCGGUGACGUCCACCUGGCGCCGUUCACAGACGAGCAGCUCUACAUGGAGCAGUUCACCAAGGCCAACUUCUGGUACCAGCCCUCCUUCCAUGGUGUGGACCUCUCAGCCCUGCGGGGAGCAGCAGUGGACGAGUACUUCAGGCAGCCAAUUGUGGACACGUUUGAUAUCCGUAUUCUGAUGGCCAAGUCAGUCAAAUACACAGUGAACUUCCUGGAGGCCAAAGAAGAGGACCUGUACAGGAUAGAGAUCCCCUUUAAGUUCCACAUGAUGCACUCCGGCCUGGUGCACGGCCUGGCCUUCUGGUUCGACGUGGCCUUCAUGGGAUCAGUGAUGACGGUGUGGCUGUCCACGGCGCCCACAGAGCCCCUCACCCACUGGUACCAGGUCCGCUGCCUGCUGCAGUCGCCCCUCUUCACCAAGGCCGGAGACACGCUGUCCGGCACCGCCAUGCUGGUGGCCAACAAGAGACAAAGCUACGACAUCAGUAUUGUUGCCCAGGUGGACCAGACAGGAUCAAAGUCCAGCAACCUCCUGGACUUGAAGAACCCCUUUUUCAGGUACACAGGCACCACCCCCAACCCCCCUCCUGGCUCACACUACACCUCCCCGUCCGAGAACAUGUGGAACACGGGGACGGCCUACAGCAUGAGUCAGGGGAUACCUGUAUCAGGGAUGCCUGCAGCUUAUGACCUCAGCACAGUCAUCGGCAGCGGCCCGUCAGCGUCUCACAACAACCUCAUCCCCCUGGUGAACACCGGAAUUGUAAACCACACCCACUCCAGGAUGGGCUCCAUCAUGAGCACAGGAAUUGUCCAGGGAGCCACUACGGGUCAGUCGGGUCCCAGCAGCAGCGGUACUUACUAUCCCGUCACCAACCAGUUCACCAUGGGGGGCGCCGCCAUCUCCAUGGCCUCACCUAUGGUCAUCCCUAGCAACACCAUGCAUUAUGGGAGCUAAGAUGAGACCCUCACCAAACCUCCCCGCCCCCUGCAUGACAAGAGACCCCCGGCCUCUCCCAGUGGAGCCCCUCAACCCCACCCUCCAACCCUGACUGACGCACCAACUGCAGCCAAAACCAAUAUACCAAAACCAGUGCUGAGCUGGCACUUCCUCCUCCUCCUCCUCCUCCUCCUCCUCCUCCUCCGUUGAGUCCAUCACUAUAUGAACGGUCUAGCUCUCCUAUCCGUCCACACUCUUGUCCUGCAAACAGACGAAGCCUCCUUUUCCCCUCUUGGAUCUAUUGGGACUUUAACACAUCCACAGGUGUUAUUAUUUAACCCCUUCCUCUCUCAACAAUCCCUCCACUCCCCCUCCUCUCUCAUGGGUUUUUUUUUUGUGUCAUAUUGACCCCCAAAGUGUUUUUCUUCAACCUCGAUGAGUCUCCUCGCUGCCAGAUACCAGCACUAGUCUGUUCCACCUCCACCAGGUCCACCACUACUCAUCUCUGGGCUUUUUUCAUAUCUGAUCAAAUCUUCAAGGCCCCGCAGCACUUCUUUCUCUGAAUAUAAUCCCCUCUCACCACCCGACAGUCUACAGUUUUGGUUUUUUACGCAGAGCCAGAUAUAUCAGGAAACUGAAGCCAUCUGGGCGCCCUAAGGAGGAUGGAGAAAAUGCUUUUUGUGACUUGUGAUCUUUAGUUCUGCUCAUUGCUCCGCUGUGUCGAGGUGUUGAUCCAGACAUCAGGUUUGGGAGAGCUGCAUGCUGGUCACCUUCCGUGCUGUCCACACUAGAUUUUAGCUCCUAGGCCUCUUUGCACUACACUUGCUGGAAGCGGGCUCUAUGCUAGCAUGUUAGCGUACAUGACAUGAAAUGAUAGUUGGCCUCAUGGUCACAUUUUGUAUAUUUAAAGCUGCAUGAAUUCAUAUUUUUGAUGCUAAAAACCAGCGUAGAACUGAGGGUUACCUCUCUAUUUCACAUUACACAAAUGACACAUUUGAAACAUUGUUAAAUACAAAUAUUGAUUUGUGCAGCUUUAAAUAUGCUCGUGCAGGUUACCCUUACCUGUGAUGUGGUUAGCCUAGACUAGCUCAAAUGCUGUCUUUAUUUUAUGUGUCUUAGUUAAACUUAGUUAAUUUAAUUUCAGAGCACUAUGCAGAUUUACAACAGGCAGCAUCUCCUAAUUUCAGUACCGUCCAAAGUGAACAAAAAGAGCUGCAGAGUUAGGCUAACAUUUAGUCUUAGAACUUUAGAUGCAUCUCUGUAUCAGACUCAGUGAAGCAGAAUUUAUCUGACUGUGGGUUUGGUAGCAAACAAGCAUAUUUCUUAAAACGUUGGCGAUUCAGAGCUGCUGCAUGUUUAUAAUUCUCACUUUAAAGGCCAAUGCUUCCACCAGGUCGUAGGUCGUAUGAUGUCAUCUCAAUGAAAAAGUGAUUCUAGCCGUUCUGAAUGGCCAAACGUGUCCAAACUGCAUCCCACUGCCAUCCUCCACAUCUCUCCACAGUCUCAGCCUUCAGUCUCUGCUGCUGCCUUUAGUUGAACACAUAGUGGAUAGUAGACAGCAGUAGUUGAAGUUCAACACAGAAGGUGACCAACUGGACACUCACAUUAAGACUUUGAGUCUUUUGUCUGAGCUCCGACUGUAAAGCGCUGCUCCCCACCAGCCGUUCUCUUCAGCCAGCGGACCGGACGGAUCAGCAGCUCUUCCCCAGAACUCAUUUGUUGAUCCAGAUUGUUCCAGUUCCCAGUUGGAGAAGGAUAAUUGUCAGAAUGAACCAGUAAAGGACCAAUGAGCCAGGUGGCAGCCAGCUGUCUGCCAGAAUGAGAGACGCUGUGCUGGGUCGGCAGUGUUUCUAUCAUUCUGUCCUUCCCCGCCUCUCCUCUCCUCCUCCUGUGAGACUGAGACCUCCUUCCUCCUCGUCUGUUCACUAUGUAUCACCUCCUACAUAUCAUCGUCCCUUCGAUCAGUCACGGAGAGGAGGACUGACACGUGUAUUCAUUGCUUCCAGUGUCACAACUAUUGGACUCGGUUCAUUUUGGAAUUUACGUGUAGAGAAAAAAAAAAUGUCUCUUUGUAGGAUUUAAUCUUUUUUUUGUUAUCUUUAUUUUGUCUUUUUUUUUUUCUUUCACAAAAAAACAACAAACAAUGAAAAAAAGAGAGCAAAUUAAAUGUGGUGGAGAUGUUCCAAAGGCAUCGUGGAGUCAGCUGUUGUAGUACUUUAAUGAGUUAAAUGGACUGUGGACACAGCCGAUGUUUACCAUGUGGUAGUAGCCGUUAGCCCUCAGCUCCCUCCGUCAUCCAGUCACCGCGCCGCGUGCUCCAGUCGUGGCGUCACUUCUAUCAUGGAAACGUGAAUGAGGACUUGUGUAACGUCAACAAAUGUAAUAAUGCCCACAAACGUAAUAAACCACAAACGUAAAUAAAAUGUGCAGCUUUUAAUGCAAUAAUCCCACAAACGUAAUAACUAUUAAGUUUGUGGGGAAGUGAUUUUGGAGUUCUUUGCAUAGAAGAGGUUGGGAUCAUCGUAAUAACUAUUACGUUUGCAGGGACUUAUUAUGUUUGUGGGGAAGUGAAAAUCUUCAACUUUCAAUAUUGUAAUAACUUCCCACGAAUGUAAUAACGCAAACAAUAACGGUUGUUGUGGUUGUUUGUUUGUUUGUUUGCUUGCCUAUACACACACUACUAAGGGGGGUCCGUCGUGUGUUAGUGGAGCGGCGAGCCAGCAGAUGGAUUUUGGAGCCACGGUCAGUAUUAUUAGUGUGUUUAUAGGCAAACAAACAAACAACAACCACAACAACAAUUAUUCUUUGCGUUUUUACAUUCGUGGGAUGUUGUUUCAAUAUUGAAAGUUGGAAGAUUUUUACUUGCCCACAAACGUAAUAGUUAUUAUGAUGAUCCCAACCUCUUCUAUGCAAAGAACUCCAAAAUCACUUCCCCACAAACGUGGGGAAGUGCCGACUACAAACGUAACACGCAAUUUCCCACAAAUACAAUAACAAUUUUGUAUUUGUGGGAAAUUGCGUGUUACGUUUGUAGUCGGCAGCGGCUAUUACGUUUGUGGAAAAUGUAUUAUGUUUGUGGGAUUAUUGCAUCAAAAGCUGCAGAUUUUUAUCACGUUUGUGGACAUUAUGACAUGUGCAGGUGUUACAGUGUGUCAUGUUGUGUCAUUUCCGUGUCGUCCUGUCUGACGCGGACUCUCGGGCUCCAGACGAGUCUUAAACCAAGUCGCUCUCAGGCCGAAUGUUGAGCAGGCGUUUGUCAGCUCAACACCGCCAGCAGCCAGAAAUGAACCAGGAACAAGUAGGAACUAAUAAUAUAUUUUGAUGGAACUAGUAAUAGACCCUUUUACAGCAGACAUCAUCAGAAAUAUGCACCACAUGUUGGCAAAGGAAGUGACGUUCUGCCUCUCAUUCAGACCAGUUAGCAAGCUUUUAACAUUAAAUUUCUACUGUUGGCAACAUCACAGUGUCUGGUUGUGUGUUGUCCAGUUUUCGAGGAGCGAGUCGUCGCAGCAGGAGAGUCUGUGGACGCUUGUCGUGACUGUAAACGCUCGAAGGCUUUUACAGGGACACCUCCACGUUCUGUUUGUAUUUUCAAACGUUGCCGUCACUUCAAGCCAACCACGACACAUCAGCCGAGUCACUGCGGUCGCUCCCUGAACCGAGAGAGAGAUGCCGUCUGAGGCUGUGAGCCGCGUGUUGACCACCACUGGACUGAUGUUUGUAGCCCAUUUUAAAACUCAAUAAAGUCAAAACUCUGA
This is a messenger RNA of Centropristis striata (black sea bass), 5571 nucleotides long. RefSeq names its product coactivator-associated arginine methyltransferase 1 (gene carm1). Gene Ontology annotation, biological process: peptidyl-arginine methylation. Gene Ontology annotation, molecular function: protein-arginine N-methyltransferase activity. NCBI's taxonomy places the organism in Eukaryota, Metazoa, Chordata, Actinopteri, Perciformes, Serranidae. The record is from RefSeq and is a predicted model, not a curated record.